CAGCAAAGAAGCACAAAGUUUCCUCAUACUAUAUAUCACACUAGGCCAUGAGUGUUGCAGUCAAGGUUUGCGGCCAAGUACCGGCUGAGGAGAAGUGGAUUAAAAUCCCCGAUGUUAGUGGCCACUGCGUGCAAGAGGUCGCAAAGCUUGCGGUGGAACAGUUCAACGUUCAACAUGGACACAGUCUUAAAUACGAAAGCAUUCAUGAAGGAUGGUAUUGUGAACUGGGUCAAAACAACCUAAAGUACCGUCUUCAUAUUAGGGCGAUAGACUUUCUUCAACGCUCUCUCUUGUAUGAGGCACUUGUGUUCGAAGAGAAACCUAAGUUUGAAAGAAUCAGAAAGUUGAUAUCUUUCAUCUAUAUAUUGAAUCCUGGACACUAUGUUGGGCCGGUAGAUCCACCCAAAGUAUUGAAGUGGAUUAAAAUUCCUAAUCUUCGAGUGCCAUUUGUGCAAGAAGUAUCAAAUUUUGCAAUUGAUGAGUACAACAAAAAUGGAUAUGGCAUAAAAUAUGUUGAAAUCUACGACGGUUCGUAUGCGGAGAUGGGUCAAGACAACAUAAAGUUUCACGUUCGUAUUAAGGCGAAAGAUUUGUUUGGACGUUUGUGCAGCUACGAGGCUUUUGUUCUCGUCAAACAUUUGUUGUCUAAGAAAAUCAUGAUUUUCGAAGGUUUUAGGAUUUGCGAUCCAAUAAAGAUUGUGCCCGAGUGGAUUCUAAUACCUGAUUUGAAGGCGCCUGGCUUGCAAGUGGUUCUAAAGUUUAUGUUGGAACAGUUAAAACUUAAAUUUGGAGAUAGGUUGAAAUUUGAUAGCAUUUAUGAAGGUUGGUAUUUUGAGUUGUGCCCAAACAGCCUAAAGUAUCGUUUCCAUGUUAAGAUGAUAGACUUUUUGGGGCGUUCUUUCAAAAUUGAGGUUAUUAUUAUCGAAGAGAGACAUGACUUUCGAAGAAUCUUGAAGCUGGACUCUAUCAGUUUCAUAGUAAUUCCUGGACCUUCGGAGAAGAUGUGGAUAAAAAUUCCUAUUCUUCUAGCACCAUUAGUGCAAGAGUUAGCAAACUUUGCCGUGGAUGAAUAUAAUAAAGGCGGAGAAGGCCUAAAAUUAGUUGAAAUCUACGACGGCUGGUUUAUGGACCUGGGUCAAGAUAACAUAAAGUUUCGUCUUCAUCUAAAGGCGAAAGACUGGUUGGGACGUGUACGCAACUAUGAGGCUGUUGUGCUUGUUGAGGACUUUAUCUCCAAGAGAAUCAAGAUUCUCGAAUCUUUCAAGUUUUUAGGUCCACCAUCGCUUCCAUCCCGGUGGAUUCAAAUACCUAAUCUUAAGGAGCCUGGCUUGCAAGUGGUUAUAAAGUUUAUGUUGGAACAGAUCAAAAUUAAAUUUGGAGAUAGUUUGAAAUUUGAUUGCAUUUAUGAAGGUUGGUAUUUUGAGUUGUGCCCAAACAGCCUAAAGUACCGUUUCCAUGUUAAGAUGAUAGACUUUUUGGGGCGUUCUCUCAAAUUUGAGGUUAUUAUUAUCGAAGAGAGACGUGACCGUCUAAGAAUCUUGAAGCUGGUCUCUAUCAUUAUCAUAGUAGCUCCUGAACCUCCAGAGAAGAAGUGGAUAAAAAUUCCUGUUCUUCAGGCGCCAUUAGUGCAAGAGUUAGCAAAGUUUGCCGUUGAUGAAUAUAGUUCACAAGGAGAAGGCCUAAAAUUAGUUGAAAUCUAUGACGGCUGGUUUAUGGACCUGGGUCAAGAUAACAUAAAGUUUCGUCUUCAUCUUAAGGUGAAGGACUGGUUGGGACGUAUACGCAACUAUGAGGUUGUUGUGCUUGUUGAGCAAUUUUUCUCCCAGAGAAUCAAGAUUCUUGAAUCUUUCAAGUUUUUAGGUCCACCGAGUGUACCCAAGUGGAUUCAAAUACCUAAUCUUAAGGAGCCUGGCUUGCAAGUGGUUAUAAAGUUUAUGUUGGAACAGAUCAAAAUUAAAUUUGGAGAUAGUUUGAAAUUUGAUUGCAUUUAUGAAGGUUGGUAUUUUGAGUUGUGCCCAAACAGCCUAAAGUACCGUUUCCAUGUUAAGAUGAUAGACUUUUUGGGGCGUUCUCUCAAAUUUGAGGUUAUUAUUAUCGAAGAGAGACGUGACCGUCUAAGAAUCUUGAAGCUGGUCUCUAUCAUUAUCAUAGUAGCUCCUGAACCUCCAGAGAAGAAGUGGAUAAAAAUUCCUGUUCUUCAGGCGCCAUUAGUGCAAGAGUUAGCAAAGUUUGCCGUGGAUGAAUAUAGUUCAAAAGGAGAAGGCCUAAAAUUAGUUGAAAUCUAUGACGGCUGGUUUAUGGACCUGGGUCAAGAUAACAUAAAGUUUCGUCUUCAUCUUAAGGCGAAAGAUUGGUUGGGACGCAUCCGCAACUAUGAGGCUGUUGUGCUUGUUGAGCACUUUUUCUCCAAGAGAAUCAAGAUUCUCGAAUCUUUCAAGCUUCUCGGUCCACUGGUUCCAGGCGAGUGGAUUCCAAUACCUAAUCUCAAGGAGCCUGGCUUUCAAGUGGUUAUAAAGUUUAUAGUUGAGCAGCUCAAAAUUAUAUCCGGAGAUUGUUUGAAAUUCGAUAGCAUUUAUGAAGGUUGGUAUUUUGAGCUGUGCCCAAUCAGCCUAAAGUUCCGUUUGCAUAUUAAGGCGAUAGACUUUCUGGGACGUUGUCUCAAUUAUGAAAUUAUUAUUGUCGAAGAGAAACGAAUUUUCAAGAUGGAAUCUAUCAUCGUCAUAUCGUCUCCUGGACACUGCGUUGGGCCUGUGGAUCCACCCAAGGUCGAGAAGUGGAUUAAAAUCUGUAAUCUUCAGUUUUCGUUCGUGCAAGAGGUAUCAAAGUUUGCGUUGGAUGACUUCAACGUUAAAUCUGGAGAUAGCCUCAAAUACGAUGGCAUUUACGAUGGUUGGUAUAUGGAGAUGGGUCAAGACAACAUAAAGUUUCGUAUUCAUUUAAAGGCAAAAGACUGUCUGAGUCGUGUGCACCACUAUGAAGCUCAUGUGUUUGUAAAGAACUUUCUCGGUCAAAGAAUUAAGAUCGUCGAAUCUUUCAAGCUUAUCGAAAGGAAGUGUUAGAAACUCCCCUCUUCGUAUCAUGUAACAUGCGAGGGUUACUAAAAACCGCAUGGCUAUCUAUAAAGAAAUAGUCAUGCGAGAAUGAAAUAAAUCUUUUUUAAGUAUA
Cucurbita moschata (crookneck pumpkin) is the source of this 3165-nucleotide messenger RNA. RefSeq lists its product as uncharacterized. The transcript has a single exon. The record is from RefSeq and is a predicted model, not a curated record. The coding region runs from base 48 to 3059 and encodes 1003 amino acids. NCBI's taxonomy places the organism in Eukaryota, Viridiplantae, Streptophyta, Magnoliopsida, Cucurbitales, Cucurbitaceae. Gene Ontology annotation, molecular function: cysteine-type endopeptidase inhibitor activity.